AUGAGCCGCUCUAGAAAUAUAUUGACAAAGAAAGGAAACAAUAAACCCAAGAGUUGUAAAAGUCGAGGAAAUGCCUUUAGCUUGCAUGUGAUACUCAAGCCAACGGAGGAGAAAUUUAUGCUCAAGGAUGUUUCCUACAGCAUGACUGUAGCACAGCUUAAAGAGGAUGUGGAAUUUGCAACUGGGAUACCCAUCUCAAUACAGAGAUUGAGUUAUCUUGAUGAAGGAGAGCUGCAAGACAAUACGGAUUUGAAGACUAAUGACUUUGUGCCAGAAGGCACUGUACGACUGAAAGUCUGGCACAUGUAUCAAGAACUUGUUGAAGCUGUGACAUCAAAUGACAUUGACUGGGUUUUCAGAUUAGGAGUGACCAGCUCCUCAGACUACCACACUCCUGCCAGUGACUACAUGAGCAAGAAGCUGCGCAAAGAAUGGCUUGAGGACAGAGCAUUGAUCGCCCUGUGUCUGGCAGCUCACAGAGGUCAUGAGGAUCUGGUUGUCAGCUUGAUUGAGUAUGGUGCAGACGUCAAUAAACAGACAGCGACUGGGAAAACUCCGCUACAUUUUGCUUCUGCUGUUGGCAAUUCAAAGAUAGUCAACACAUUGCUGCAACAUGGAGCAGAUAUCAACGCAGAAGAUCACAGUGGCAAUACUGCCUUGUCUGUGUCUGAGAGAUUCGGACAUCAGAUCUGUUCCAGAACUCUCUUCCAGUUUCAGUGGCAGCAGCGGGCCAAAAAUCUCAAGCCAUCCAAAAAUAUACCAUUACUUGCACACCAAUAUUUCGACUCCAACCUUCCUGUGUGGAAACGAGGUACGUCUGCUCAAAUUUAUGUCAGCAAAAUUCUCAAGCCAGGAGAGUUUGAAGGGACAUCACUGAGUGCUCCUCGGUCAGGAAAGCAUCCUUCACUUGCCCGCAGGGAGCUUCGAGAUGCCACUUUCUUCUUGGACAACUCCAGUGUCAGUGAUGUAACACCUGGCCAGUCAUCUCCUACAGAUUCUGGAUUAUUGUCUUCAGCAGACGGGAAGAAACACUUGACCAACCUAAAGAAACCCCUGACAUACCAGGAAUGGUUGGAGAAACAAAAUGAAAUGGCGAAACAAAUGGCUCUUGAGAAAAAAAGGCAGACGAUAGAACACAUAAAACAGAAUUCGGAGGAAGCAGACGUGUCCCAAGAGGAAAAUGGUGAAUUUGGAUCUGAAAAAUGGCUAGAAAACACAGAUCAAGGAGAAACGGAGAAGUCCGCACAAGACAUGUUGCUGUCUGCACAUCAGUCUGCUCUACCAGGUGACUGCAGUCUGCUUCCUGUACAUCAAGAUGGAGCUCUUCGCAUGUAUCUUCGAAGUUUAGGAAAGUCCUCAUCAGGAGUCAGUUAUGAGGAGUGGUUGAAUGAGAAGGAGAUGGAGAUCAAUAGACUAUUCCUACAGAAGAAUUCUAAUAUAUCCGGAUCUGUGUGA
Messenger RNA from Candidula unifasciata, 1455 nucleotides. NCBI's taxonomy places the organism in Eukaryota, Metazoa, Mollusca, Gastropoda, Stylommatophora, Geomitridae. The record is from the annotation of a GenBank genome assembly.